This is a messenger RNA of Colias croceus (clouded yellow), 3050 nucleotides long. RefSeq names its product RNA cytidine acetyltransferase. Gene Ontology annotation, molecular function: 18S rRNA cytidine N-acetyltransferase activity; ATP binding; tRNA binding. NCBI's taxonomy places the organism in Eukaryota, Metazoa, Arthropoda, Insecta, Lepidoptera, Pieridae. The transcript has 19 exons. The record is from RefSeq and is a predicted model, not a curated record. Gene Ontology annotation, biological process: rRNA acetylation involved in maturation of SSU-rRNA. Gene Ontology annotation, cellular component: nucleolus; 90S preribosome. The coding region runs from base 84 to 3035 and encodes 983 amino acids.
ACGUGCGUUUUGAGGUUAUAAAACGUUGAUAGCCUAACGAUCCGUGAUAUUUUGAAAUAAUACUUUGAAAAUAAUAUAAAAACAUGGUCAAAAAGAAAAUAGAUAAUCGUAUUCGUGUAAUGAUAGAGAAUGGAGUCAAACUGGGCCAUCGGACCAUGAUACUCCUCGUUGGCGAUAAAAGCAGAGAUCAAGUGCCAAUCUUGUAUGAUAUGUUAGUAAAGUCUACAGUCAAAGCCAGACCUACAGUUCUAUGGUGCUAUAAAAAUAAAGAUGAAGCUAUAAGCAACCAUGGCCGUAAAAGAGCAAAGAAGAUUGCAGCAGGAAAACUGGAGGUGUCUGAAGAAUCACUAUUUGAUGCGUUUAGAGUAGCUACCACAAUCCAUGGCAGAUAUUACUCAGAGAGUCAUGCCAUGCUUGGUCAGACAUAUGGAGUCUGUGUGUUACAGGAUUUUGAAGCACUGACUCCAAAUUUAAUGGCAAGAACAAUAGAAACUGUUGAAGGAGGUGGACUUAUUAUAUUUUUGCUAAAAUCAAUGAACUCUCUGAGGCAACUACAUUCUAUUACUAUGGAUGUUCAUCAAAGAUUCAAAACAGAAGCACACGACACAGUGGUAAACAGAUUCAACGAGAGGUUCCUUCUCUCUCUAGCGGAUAACCCUCGCUGCCUGGUGCUAGAUGAUUCUCUGAACGUGUUGCCGAUAUCUUCGAAAACUGCGCAGGUGGAGCCAGUGGAUGCUGUGCCUGAGCGAGUGAACCCAAAGCUAACAGAGCUAGUAUCUUCGCUAUCAGACAGCCCUCCCGCUGGGCCUCUCGUAGCCCUCUGUAGAACUUACGACCAGGCCUCCGCCCUUGUAGCGUUGAUUAAUACACUCGCUGAUAAGCAAUCCAGACCCCCGCACUGCCUUACAGCCAGCCGUGGUAGAGGCAAGUCAGCGUGCCUCGGUCUCGCCGUAGCAGCCGCCGUAGCACUCGGCUACGUGAACGUCUACGUAACAUCACCCCACCCAGAGAAUUUGAUAACUCUCUUCGAGUUUGUGCUAAAAGGCCUAGAUGCCUGUUUGUAUCAAGAACAUAUAGAUUAUAAUAUUGUAAGGUCGACUAACCCAGAUUUUAAAAAGGCUAUCGUGAGGAUAAAUGUUGCCAGGAAUUCUAGGCAGACUAUUCAGUAUAUAACCCCCGACGACCAUUCCCUCCUCUCCGCUGCGGACCUGGUCCUAGUGGACGAAGCGGCUGCCAUUCCCUUAGAACACGUAUCAGCUGCUGCUAAUAAAGCUCCACUAGCCUUGCUAUCUUCCACAGUAGCGGGGUAUGAGGGUACGGGACGAGCGUUGUCACUCAAACUGUUUUCCAAGCUACAAGCUGAACAUAAUGCGCCACCACCGAUAAAACUCGAAGAACCAAUCCGUUACCGUGCCGGUGACGCAAUAGAGCGCUGGCUGAACUCUCUUCUCUGCUUGGAGGCUCCGCCCCCGAGCCCCGGUGCGGGUGCUCCGCCCCCCGCAGCUUGUGAGCUGCUGCGGGUUAACAGGGAUGCGUUAUUCUGUUAUCAUAAGGCUGCUGAAGCGUUCUUGCAUAGAUUAGUGGCUAUAUACGUGGCUAGUCAUUAUAAGAACAGUCCCAACGAUCUGCAACUGCUUGCUGAUGCGCCUGCGCAUUGCUUAUUCGUGUUACUCGCACCAACUCCACCUAAAGCCACGUCUAUGCCUGAAGUGUUGUGUGUCAUACAGUUAUGUUUAGAGGGCAGUUUAUCGGACAGAUCAGUAAAAGACAGUCUGGGCCGCGGUCGCAAAGCGGCCGGUGAUCUGAUCCCGUGGAACAUUUGUGAACAAUUUGGGGAUAGGGACUUCCCGAAGCUAUCUGGAGCUAGGAUUGUGAGGAUAGCCACACAUCCUUCUUAUCAGCGGAUGGGUUACGGCAAGCGCGCGUUACAACAACUAGCGGCUUAUUACUCCGGAGAUAUACCGUGUUUGGACGAGACUCAAAGCGAUGAUGACGAACAAACAGACGGACAGAAUGACUCGCUGCAGACAGAGACUAUAGUGCCUAGAGCCAAACCACCAACACUACUGCGUCGUUUAACAGAAGUGAGGGCAGAACAUUUAGAUUACCUAGGAACGAGCUUCGGUCUAACCGAGGACUUGCUCAAGUUCUGGAAAUCGCAGAAAUACGUGCCUGUCUAUUUGAGCCAGAAAGCGAACGACCUGACCGGCGAGCACUCCUGCAUAAUGCUGAGAACGAUAGCCAGCGCUGACUGGCUCGCAGCGUACAGCCGGGACUUUCGCCAGCGGUUCUCACGGCUACUGGGCAGGGCCUUCCGCAAGCUGCCCGCAGCGCUCGCGCUGACCACGCUGCUGAAUGACAGCGUGAAGGUGGACAAGCCUGAGCUUACAAAAGAGCUAAUCAGCCAACACCUCUCAGGCCACGACCUGUCUCGCAUAGAGGCGUACAGUCGCCAGCAAGCCGACUAUCGCCUUAUCGCCGAUCUACUGGCGCCAUUAGCUAAUAUUAUAUUCCAUACCAGUGUGAAACUCAAGUUGGACGCUGUGCAACAGGUGCUGUUCAUAGCAAUGGGCUUCCAAAUGAAAGACGUAGACGACAUAGCGAGCGAGUUAGGUCUCCCAGGCUCACAGAUUCUAGCCAAAUUCUACGAAGCCUGCAAGAAAAUUAACUCAGCUCUCAACGGAAUUCUAGAAAAUACGGUCGCUAAAGAAAUCGGUAUAGAAGAUAAGACGGCGGAUGUGAAAACAGAAGGAAUAAAGCAGAGUCUGCAAGAAGAAUUGUCGAAGGCCGCUAAGGACUUAGAAAGAAAACAACGGAAGGAAUUAUCUCGACUAAUGGGAGAAGAUCUGCGCCAGUACAGCAUCAAGGGCAGUGAUCUAGACUGGGGGAAAGCAUUGAACACAUCUUCGCAGAAACAUCUUGUGUCUGUUAAAAGUGGAGAGAAGCGUCUCGGCGACGACAGCAAAGAGAUCGACGAUCUGAUCGAAUCGCACGCGAACAAGAAAAAGAAGAAACACGUGCGAAAUAAAGUUUAAUAAAUAUGUCAAAUA